Messenger RNA from Pecten maximus, 1936 nucleotides. RefSeq names its product aldehyde dehydrogenase, dimeric NADP-preferring-like. Gene Ontology annotation, cellular component: cytoplasm. Gene Ontology annotation, biological process: aldehyde metabolic process. The record is from RefSeq and is a predicted model, not a curated record. The transcript is spliced from 14 exons. Bases 139 to 1635 code for a protein of 498 amino acids. Lineage: Eukaryota; Metazoa; Mollusca; Bivalvia; Pectinida; Pectinidae. Gene Ontology annotation, molecular function: aldehyde dehydrogenase (NAD+) activity.
AGGACCCAGAAGUCAAAAACUGGGUUGAUGUGAUGUGAUUUGACCCGAACUCGUUGAUAACACCGGUAUCGUUCUCUUUGCUCGGGGUAUUUGCUGGCGUUGACAGAGACCACAGGCUGCUGACAACAUACAGAAACAAUGGCAAGCUACAGUGAGAUCAUCUCGUCAAUGCGCACAGUUUUUCGUGCUGGUAAAACCAAGACUUAUCAAUGGAGGAAGCAGCAGUUAAACUCCAUUCUUCGAUGUCUGGAUGAAAACAGAGACCAGCUUUCAGAAGCUCUCAAUAAAGAUUUGAGAAAGUCCAAAAUGGAAUCCCUUGUUUUUGAGAUUGAUUACUGUAAAAAUGAUGCAGUUGAGGCCUUGAACAACUUAGAGGAAUGGAUGAAACCAGAAAAGGUGAAGAAAGGUUUGAUGAACAUGAUGGACAAAGCUUAUAUUAAACGUGAGCCAUUCGGCGUGUCUUUGGUCAUAGGAGCGUGGAACUACCCUGUACAGCUCACCAUCCUUCCUCUCAUAGGAGCCGUGGCUGCAGGAAACUGUGUGAUUAUAAAACCGUCGGAGAUUUCCCCAGCAACAGCCACCGUUCUGGAGCAGAUUCUCCCCAAGUACCUAGACAAUGACUGUAUCAAGGUUAUCAAUGGAGGUGUGCCAGAGACGACAGCCCUCCUGGCCGAGAGAUUUGACUUUAUCUUCUACACAGGAAGUACACCAGUCGGUAAAAUUGUCAUGCAAGCAGCCAGUAAAUAUCUGACUCCAGUUUGUCUGGAACUCGGAGGCAAGAGUCCAGUGUACGUCGACCGUAACUGUGACCUGAGUGCUGUGGCCAACAGAAUCCUGUGGGGUAAAACCUGUAACUCCGGCCAGAUCUGUAUCGCCCCAGAUUACGUCAUGUGUCAGAAGGAGGUCCAGGACGAGUUGGUGACAAAACUGAAGGACGCCAUUGCUCUAUUUUAUCCUGAUGGUGUUGAAAAGUCAUCUGAUUAUUGCCGUAUUGUCAGUGAACGUCACUUUCAACGUAUUAAAAAAUUGGUAGAUAACUCCAAAAACGUAGCAAUCCGAGGCCCAGUAGAUGAGAAAGACAAGUUUAUGGGCCCCACGGUUGUCACUGAUGUCACCCCUGAUGAUAUUACCAUGCAAGAAGAGAUCUUUGGGCCGGUCCUCCCCAUCAUGCCAGUGAGAGAUGCUAACGCUGCUGUAGAUUUCAUCAAUAAUAGGGAGAAACCCUUGGCCAUGUACGUGUUCACUAACAAUAAGGAAACAGUGGACAAUUUCACCAACAACACUAGCAGUGGCAGUCUCUGUAUUAACGAUGUCCUCAUGCAGGCCGGCUUGUCGUCUCUGCCAUUUGGAGGAGUCGGAAGCAGUGGUACUGGAAACUAUCAUGGAAAGUUCACAUUUGAAACAUUCUCACAUCGGCGAUCUGUUCUACAGAAGGAGCUGAAAAUGGAAUCAGUCAAUAGUUUGCGCUACCCACCUUUCACUGAAAAGAAGCUAAAUAUAAUUUCCUGGCUGUCCACCAAGAAACUAAAAAGGGCAGGAUUAGGGACUUUCUUGCCUUAUUUCGUCUUUGGAACAAUAAUUGCAGUCGUUUUAAAGGCUGUUGGAUUGGAGAAAAUAGUUUCCUAUUUCAAGUGAGUGUUAAAGACAUGAGUAAUGGAGAAAGUGCCGUUGUGACAUUACAUGCCAGGAACUGAAUGGGAAGUGUGACGAGUGACAUGUUAACAAAGAUGUCAAAUCCUGGCUCUAGUAGUGAUUAACUUGUGGGUUGUAUGUUUGGUAACUGUCGGGGUACACACGGUGUACUCCAUUAUUGUGGUGUUAUUUCUCUGAACAUUAUUUAUGACAUUUUUUACAGAAUUACAAAACAAUCACACUGACAGGUGGUAAUUAGUGUGUCUAAAAUCAUCUUGUCAGUUGUGCCAUUGUGUUAAGUUUU